This is a messenger RNA of Saccharomyces paradoxus, 1497 nucleotides long. It is a transcript of the gene UBX5, whose product is annotated as DNA protein crosslink repair co-factor UBX5. Lineage: Eukaryota; Fungi; Ascomycota; Saccharomycetes; Saccharomycetales; Saccharomycetaceae. Gene Ontology annotation, molecular function: ubiquitin binding. Gene Ontology annotation, cellular component: nucleus. The transcript has a single exon. The record is from RefSeq and is a predicted model, not a curated record. Gene Ontology annotation, biological process: proteasome-mediated ubiquitin-dependent protein catabolic process. Bases 1 to 1497 code for a protein of 498 amino acids.
AUGUCAGAGGGAAAGAUAGACGAAUUCAUGGCCAUCACUGGCGCUGAUGACGCAGCCAUUGCCACUCAAUUCAUCGAAAUGGCAGACGGUAACUUGGACACUGCCAUAUCAUUGUUUUUCGAAAAUGGUGGAGCUGCUUUACUGAGUAGUAAUAAUACGCCAGCUCCAUCCAAUUCAGCUCCUAUGGCAUCUAUCUCAGCAGAUGCAAAUGCAGAUGCACAAUUGGCGGAGAGGCUACAAAGGGAAGCUUAUCAACAACAACAGCCCGAGCAAGAUUAUGUCAGGCCACCUGAUGAGGCAAGACAUGAAGUACUUACUGAGACUUCAGGAUUCCCAAUUUCUUAUGGCGGCAUUGGGGGAAGGUUUGAGCCAUUGCAUAGGGUAAACGAUAUGUUUGAUGAAGGAAGACCGGAAAGCAUUUUUAAUCAACGGUUGGAUGCCACAAACACUAAUACAUACAUCAAUGAUAACUCUUCAGAUUCUUUGGAGUCUGAAGUGGAAAACGAUGACGACGAAUAUGAGUAUGUGGAAGAGCCGGUUAUCGAACUUGACGAAGACGGCAACAUUAAGGAGUAUACCAAAUUAGUGAGAAAGCCUAAAUUUAUUUCUAAGGAGCAGAAGUUGGCUUUAUUGUUUAAGCCUCCAUUUUCGAUUAUGUCCAAACUCGAUUUAGACGCCGCAAAGCAAAAGGCAAGGACGAAGCAAAAAUGGAUAAUGAUUAACAUUCAGGAUUCAGGAAUCUUUCAAUGCCAAGCCCUCAACAGGGAUUUGUGGUCGUCCAGACCGGUAAAAACUAUUAUCAAAGAGAAUUUCAUUUUUUUACAGUAUCAAUAUGAAUCUCGUAAUGCUCAGCCCUAUCUACAGUUUUAUCACUUGAAUAAUAAGGAUGAUUUACCUCAUAUCGCCAUACUGGAUCCAAUCACUGGUGAACGUGUCAAGCAAUGGAAUAGGGUUGUUCCCAUUCCAGAACAAUUCAUCUCGGAAAUUAAUGAGUUUUUAGCCUCAUUUUCGCUAGAUCCCAAGGUCACUAAUCCUACGGUUAAUGAACCUCCUCCUAAAGUGGAUCCAACAACUUUAACUGAAGAGCAACAAAUGGAAUUAGCCAUCAAAGAGUCACUAAAUAACAACUCGGUCGAAUCAAACCAAGAAGAAGUACCGAAUACUGGUGAAGGACAGAAACAAGUACAAGAAAUGGAUCCAUUUAGUACAAUUGAAGCCAGAGUACAUCCAGAACCGCCGAAUAAACCAGGAAUCACCACAAGAAUUCAAAUACGUACCGGUGAUGGCUCCAGACUAGUUCGUAGAUUCAAUGCUCUGGAGGACACCGUGCGUACUAUUUAUGAGGUUAUCAAGACAGAAAUGGAUGGUUUUGUGGAUUCAAGAUUCACACUGAAUGAUCAUCAAAGAGAGGAUUUAAUUGAUAAACUAAAUAUGACCAUAGCGGACGCCGGCUUAAAAAAUAGUUCUCUACUAGUUGAGAAACUUGAUCCCGAGUAG